Cheilinus undulatus (humphead wrasse) is the source of this 2758-nucleotide messenger RNA. Its product is annotated as PWWP domain-containing DNA repair factor 3A. The coding region runs from base 300 to 1979 and encodes 559 amino acids. Lineage: Eukaryota; Metazoa; Chordata; Actinopteri; Labriformes; Labridae. The transcript has 14 exons. The record is from RefSeq and is a predicted model, not a curated record.
GCUGACUGCCUUAUGCUGUGCACAGAAAAAGGAAGAAGAGUGUCUCAUAGUUCGGAGGUUUAGAGACUACGUCUGCCCUAAGUUAACUUCUCUUGCGUUUGGUUGUGCCUGCUUUUAGCUGCCCGCACCUGUACACAGCGUGCGUCACGACGUCAAAUGAGUCUGGCAGCCCUGGUAAAGGCUCCUGGUGAAGUCCCAGGUCGAAGGAAACAAGCCUGAAAUGUCAGAUCGUUGCACUUCUGCUGGUUAUAUUGUAAUAAAGGGGAGGAAGAGAGAGGACCACGCCAUUUCAGACAACAAUGAAAGGUGGAUCUCGGAAAAUGAGAAAAGGGAAGCCUAAAAGGACGCCAACAAAGGAAGUCACCACCAGCACUGUUUUACCAGAAGAUACAAAUAAAUCAAAGGCUGUGCCUGGCAAUGCUUUUGCUUCAAGUGCCUUACCAGAGACUCCAAAAAGGAGUAGAGGACAAACAAGACAGACUCCAGAAGCCUGCUUGACCUCCACACCUGUCCACAGCUCCUCCACUGACAUCUCAAAGUUCCCCACAGCAGCCCAACAGCUGGAACUGGAAUGCACUCCGUUAAAGACACCAGAGGCAAAUUCACCCUGCUUGAAAUCAAGAUCUCAGAGCAGACUCAGGGAGAAUAAGACUUCCCAGCCUGUGAAAGUUAGAAAAAGGGUGUCAAAGGAGCAGACGUGCAGUGAUGCCAAAGGUGCACCAGCUAAGCGCCAGCGUGGCAGAACAGGAAAGACCAAAGCAGGGACUUUACAGAAGGAUAUAACCUCUAAACCAUCUGAGCGCUCAAGACCAAGAUUUGAACUGGAGAUUUCUAAUGGUGCAGAGGAAGAAAAAGACGAGGCUUUACUCUCUUCAGAUCUGUCAAUAGAGCUGAGUCACCAUGAGCAUCAGCUGUUGUCUUUGUCCAUCCAGGAAGAUGUAGAAAGUGAUGAGAUGGAGGAAGAGGAGCUUCCAAGUUUCUUGAUGCAGGGGGACAAAAAGCCACCAGCUAUUACAGAGGGAGCAUUUGUGUGGUAUAAAUUAAGAAAUUAUCCCUUCUGGCCUGCUUUGGUGAAAAGUGUGAACCGUAAGCAGAAGAAAGCCAGCAUUUUGUUCAUCGAUAACCCAAAGAUUUACGAAAGAAAGGGGUUUACCGUUCCUCUAAAAACCCUGAAGCCUUUUGAUUGUGGAGAAGCUGAAGAUCUGGUGUGCAAAGCCAAAGAAAACUAUAAUGCUGCACUUGAGUGGUCGCUGCAGCUCAUAACAGACUACAGAAUACGGCUUGCAUGUUGCUCAUUUUCUGGCUCCUUCAUUGAGUACUGUGCCCAUGAUAUGAGCUAUCCGGUGAGGAGAAAAUACCCUCAGGAUGCCUCAGAGAGAUUUACCAUCGCCAGCGAUUCGAUGUUGGAGGCUCUGGUUGAUAAGGAGGAUAGCUUUAGUGAACAGCAGGAGGAGGUCAGCAGGAUCUCAAAGAGGCUGCUGCCAGACCGGAGUCUUGCUGCCCACAACCGGGCUAAUGAGAAGCUUGUACAUUUCAUCGUAAAGCAGCGCAUGGUGGAAGCACGGCUUCUGGCUGUUGUCCAUGGGCAGCAGGAGUCCCGAUGGCUUCACUCCUUUUUGCAUGCCAAUCAGCGGAGACGAGUAGUGAAGGUAUAUCUGGAAGAUGAUCAACAGUUAGACAGUGUCUACAAGUACCUAAAUGAGCUCUAUGCAACAGCUUUGUCUACUCAGCCCCGCCUGGCUGAGUUAAAUUCCAUGGAGCGAAUCCCGUUUGUGAUGGAUGUAUUGCUUCCUGAGGCCAUCAUCUAUGCCAUAGCUGGGGUGGAAAAUGUCUCGGUGGAAAAAGCAGAGGAAAAAUACCUGAAAGGCAGAUGCAUAAGCAAAAGAGAGAGACAAGAGUUUGACUUGAGAAUUGAACGGCAGAUGGAAUCACAAAAUCAGAACACCUUGCCUGUGUUAGCCUCUAAUGCCACUGGUUAGGGGAGUUCACAGCAGAGCCUUGUUAAAUAAAGGGAACUAUUUUUGUAUUUUAGUGUUUUUCUUUUAAUAAAUGUUAAUUGUGAGUGACAGCGAUUUGGUUUGUCUUUCCCAGUUUUUUCCCCAAAUACUAAAGGAUAUACUACCAAAGUGCUGGGUUGCAUCCUGUUUGUGCCAUGCUAAGCACUCAAAAAUCAAAAAUGAUCUGAUGAACUCAUUUCAUAUAUAACUCCACUUGAUACCCCACAGACCGCCUCUGAUGUGUGAUUUGUAUGUGUGUUGUUUUUUUCUUAGAGGUUUUCAUUAGAGCUCAGCACUGAGAGAAAAAGUCUGCAUUAUGCAUUUUUGGUAUCAUGACUUUAAUUUUUUCAGAGCUCUGUGUAAGAAUUGAAAUAUGAAAGUGCCUUGGUGUAUGCAUUGUUAACAUGACACCUUGCUGUUAUUUUCUGCACUGCCUGUGUUUUUUUUCACAGCUGAUGUGUUGGGUAGUGUCAUGGUAUAGUCUGUCUUGAUGGCUAAUGUUGAGCCAAACGUUUUUUUUCUUGAUGUUUACACAUGCAGCAUCUCAAACAGCUUUAUAGACACUACAUUUUAUUUCAUCCACAAAUUUUACUUUCUUUGUUUAAUGUUUUUUAUCAGAAUAACCUGAAAUUUCAUUGAUCAUGACGUCUAACUAGGCCAUACUGAACUUGAGAUUUUGAGGUCACAAAAGCAAAAGCAUGCACAACAAUCAGAAAUAUGGCCAAAGUACAUGAAUGUCCAAAUAAAUGUAUUUUGUCACA